CUCGAGCUGCAAAAAAAGGGAGGCGUGUUACACAUAUGGGAGUGCAAGCAUUAAUUCCAAUUCUUCUUGCAUCAGAUAUGGAAGGUUCAUACAGAACAAAGCUAAGACGCUCAAGGGGUCCGGCCUCAAUAUAAUAUUAAGUGCAGCUUUUGCUUAGCAUAAUCGACCACAUCAAUAAUAUCGGCACUGCACUACGACUGAAAUAUCUGUACUGCUCGCUGUAGUGAAAGCGUAGUAAGAUAGCUGCUUUUCGAGACGUGCUCAAGGUGUUUUCCUCCGGGUGUCUGCACAGGGCUGAGUUAUGUCAGCAGCUGCACUUUUGAACUUGGUCAGGUCUGGUGGAUUCCAAGUGAGAAGACGAGUGCUGCUGACCUCCCGAGUUCUGAAAGACGACAAGCGGCUGUUCCGCACCAGCUCCACCCCUGAGCUUAGCUCCUCCAGGUUUGAUCCCGACAGCAGUGGCCGCCCCACCACCUGGGACAACUUCGGCAUCUGGGACAACCGCAUCGACGAGCCCAUUCACCUCCCCUCUAGCAUUAAGUAUGGCAAGCCCAUUCCCAAAGUGAGUCUGUCGAAGGUGGGCUGUGCCUCGCAGAUUGGCAAGCGGCGAGAGAAUGAGGACCGGUUCAAAGUGGCCCAGAUGACUGACGCCAUCCUCUACUUUGCUGUAUUCGAUGGACACGGUGGACCAGCGGCGGCCGACUUCUGUGACAAAUACAUGGAAAAAUACAUUGCGGAUUACUUGGCUGAAGAAGAUAACUUGGAGCUGGUGCUGACCAAAGCAUUCUUGGAAAUAGACAAAGCAUUGGCAGAGCAUAUACACCUAUCUGCGAAUGCCUCUCUGCUGACUGCUGGCACCACAGCGACGGUGGCCCUGCUGCGUGACGGGGUCGAGCUGGUCGUGGCCAGUGUGGGCGACAGCCGGGCCAUGCUGUCCAGGAAGUGGAAGGCCUGCAAGCUGACGGUGGACCACACUCCUGAGCGGAAAGAUGAGAAAGAAAGGAUAAAAAAAAGUGGUGGCUUUGUGGCCUGGAACAGCCUCGGCCAGCCUCAUGUCAAUGGCAGGCUUGCUAUGACACGGAGUAUCGGAGAUUUCGACCUGAAGCGCAACGGAGUCAUUGCUGAGCCUGAGACAAAAAGGAUUAAUCUGCAUCAUUCUUACGACUCUUUCCUGGCGCUGACGACAGACGGGAUCAAUUUCAUCAUGAACAGUCAGGAGAUCUGUGAUGUCAUUAACCAGUGCCAUGAUCCACUUGAAGCUGCUCAGGUGAUCUCUGAACAGGCCCUUCAGUAUGGUUCAGAAGACAACAGCACAAUCAUUGUAAUCCCGUUCGGUGCCUGGGGAAAACACAAGAAUGCCGAUGUCAGCUUCUCAUUCAGCCGCAGCUUUGUCUCCAGUGGAAGAUGGGCAUGAAGACAGUUCCACUGUUGCAACAAACGUGCAAUAUGAUCAGUAUGCAGUGCACCAUAUACACUAAGGAGAAACCACAGUUGGGGCAGUUGACCUUAAAUACAAUUCUAGAAAAAAUAUAUAUUAUUUGCGAACUAUAUUGGUGAGCAGAUACAAUGAGCAAAGGGGACUCAGAGAACAAGGGAACAAAUACAGCAAAAAAUAUUAAGGAAAUGCUUUUAAUAUAUAUUGAAUAAUUUAUUUUCAGAAAUUGUUCCAAAAACAAAGACGACGACACCACAGUCAAAGGAAUUUAAAUGUAUAAAUUAUGUUGAUUUUAAUAUUCAAAAAAGAACCUGACGCAAGCUAAACCCUUUUAACAAAAAGGUUCUUGGCUGAUUUUUACCAGAAGCUAAAUAUAAAGAUUAACCUAAAGUUCACUUAACAAGCAGAUUCUUCUCAUAACAAAAGCCUACUUCCCAGUGCACCAAGUAUUCUAUAUGGGAAGAUUUGUAUGUGCAGUGCAGUACCUCCGCAAGUAUUUUUUACUAUGCCAGUUAUGUCAUGCCCUGAGUUGUAUUGAAACCAGUGGUGUCUAUGUACCCAGUUCAGCUGAGUCUGUGCCUCAAUUAUUUAUCUAAAGACUGAAGUUAUUCUUCAAGCACUGUUUUCUUUAUUGACUAUUGAAAUGGAGCUGGUCUAAAAUAGAGGAAAUACAGGGUUUAAUAAAGAAUUCACCAGAAGGUUUUUAAAAUGUACAUUAAAAAUAUUCAAAUAUUAUUUUAAAAAGGUCAAAAAUGAGUUUGUGAAAUCUCAAGUGCUUUGCAUACAGAUCACUCAUAUUUGUGUAAUAAUAAUGUAUAUAUUGAUAUUUAUAUUUUUUGUCACUAGGCAAAAAUUGCUGCUGUUUUAGAUUUAUUUCUGUAAAUAUAUUUCUUCUAAAUGGUAAGCUGCUUUGAAGUAAGAGGUUUUCAAUUUGCAAAGGUUGUGCUAGCACAGUAUGGCCGUGAUAUCAUUAACCUGGUAUACCUGAAAUGGCUUUGGUUCUAACUGUGUUCAAGCAGGUUUCGUGAUGUCUAGCAUUACUGCAGCUGUGGUCACAGGUUGAACAGUGUGUAAGUCAUAAGCCCAAGAACAAAAACACGCCUACUGGUUAAAAGCAAACGCUUGUCUGUUACAGACUGGGAAAUAUGGAAAUAAUUUAGGCUGUAGGAGCUUAAUACAGUACCUUUUGUCGUGAAGCUGGAACAAAAUGUGCUCCUCUCGUAUUUCACAUCUGAGAUGAAAGAGACUCUUUCCAGAUCGCUCUAGUUUCAUCAAUUGCGUUGUAAUGUAUAAUUAUUUUAGCAAUCUGUAAAUACAGAAAUGUGAUUGAAUUGUUAAAUCAGUUUUCAAAUGUGUGCAUUGUCUUAAAAGGAAAAGUCACUAAUAACAUAUUUUUUGGCUUUACAUAGCACAAUCCUAAUCUCUUCUUCCUAGUUGUGGACCCUGAAAAGAUGGUUAGGGGAUAGUUAGGACGUUUAAAACUGCUAUUAAAAAAGCAAUAGCUUUUGGGGAAAAAAAAAAACACAUUUCAGAUUCUUCUGGAUGCUAAAUGUGAUUGUGAUUCUAGCCAGUAUCAAAAGUUUGAACAGAAAGCAUUCAUUUAUUGGGAGCUUUGUUAAAAUCGCAUUUCUAUAUUUUCACAAAUUCCUCAAUCACAAGAAUGCCCUUUGGGUAAUUUGUUGCACACUUCAUUAAAUUACACAAGCAUGGAAAGAAACGCACACACACAAAAAAGCACAAUUAAACAAUCAUUUUUUACAUUACAAACCUCACUACUCAUAUCGUCCAAUUGGGACAGAAGAGUGCAGAGGUCAGACGCUCUUAAGAUGAGAAUCUUAAAACUCUCAAAAGCAAAUAAAGCAAUGUAGUCCUAUACAAAGAAAUUGCUUCUCCGGUCCACUGCGUCCGGUAUAACCGCAUGUGGUUACACAUGUUUCAGAUCCUGUGUGGGAAUCCCUUUGCACAUUUUGAAUUUGUGGCCAACCUAUGUUGAGGCUUUAAAACUCUAAUAAUGUCAUAAGGGCAGGACCAUUUUAACAAAUCUGUGCAGAAGUUGCACCUCUUUUUUUAAGGCUAUAGGUUCUAAUUGCAUGUUGGGUUACUACUCUCGUCCCCUAGCAAUCAUAAAACAUAACAUAAAACAGACCAGUCAAAAGGAUAAAUACUAUACUUUGAUAUUGUAAUUAUAUUUUAUUAUACUGUAUGUAACAAUAAAAAAACUGCCAAGUCUUCCCUUAAAAUGUGGAUUAUGUUGAUUGUAAUAACCUUUCUGAGUUUGAUUUUCAACCUUAGCAGAACUGCAUGUCUGUACAUACUAGACUAAGUGUGCUUGUGCCUUUUAAGAUGUGAAGCUAUAUAAUUACAAUUAAGUAAGUAACCAAGAUUUGUUGCUGAUUAAUUUGUAACAUCCAGUUUUCAGUGUCUGAUGGUGGAGGUGUCACAGAAUGGCGUGCUUGAUAAUGUUGUUGUUGCACAAGAUUUUCCACUUAGUGCUGGCUAUUCUGAGCAUAACAGUGAGGUGACAUGGGCCACGGUGGCGUUCUGUACCGAAGGUAUGCCUUCGCUAGGGGAAUUGUGAAAAAAAAACUAAGAAAUGUGUGUAUUGUUAUAAAUGAUCUUAAAAUAAAGUUUUUUUAGGCACA
This is a messenger RNA of Acipenser ruthenus (sterlet), 4077 nucleotides long. Its product is annotated as protein phosphatase 1K, mitochondrial-like. The coding region runs from base 302 to 1414 and encodes 370 amino acids. The transcript is spliced from 7 exons. Lineage: Eukaryota; Metazoa; Chordata; Actinopteri; Acipenseriformes; Acipenseridae. Gene Ontology annotation, molecular function: protein serine/threonine phosphatase activity; cation binding. The record is from RefSeq and is a predicted model, not a curated record. Gene Ontology annotation, biological process: protein dephosphorylation.